CUAGGGUUUAAAUAGACCAUUCGCACCGCAUUACAAACUCUGUACUAUUCCUCGAUAAUUACUCGUUUUCUUUUACCCCUAAAAAUCCCCUUUCGCUCCCAUUUGCGUUUUUGCCCUAAAACUUCAACCAUGGCACGCCGUAGCUCCGGAGGAAGAUCUGCUCGUCCAGCUCCACGGGCUGCACCUCGCCCUGCUCCAGUUAACCAUGCUCCUCCUCCAGCUAAUGUUCAGAGUGGUGGUGGUGGUGGUAUGAUGGGUAUGAUUGGCCAAGGUAUGGCUCUUGGCGCUGGAAGUGAAUUGGCACACAGGGCUGUUUCUGCCGUUAUGGGUCCCCGCACUGUUCAACACGAAGUAGUUGGUAAUGAAGCUGCUGUUGCCGCCCCAGCACCAACUGCGAACUCUUUUGGUGGUGAUGCAUGCAAUGAUAAGUCAAAGGCAUUCCAGGAUUGUAUCAACUACUACGGAAGUGACAUCAGCAAGUGCCAGUUUUACAUGGAUAUGCUAGCAGAAUGCAAAAAGAACUCUGGAGCCUCAUUGAGCAUGUAAACUACCCAUGACAUGUUUUGGUUUGGAGUAUGCGUCUGUGUACUAAGAUGGUUACAACUGGUGAAAGAUAUAAUUUCAAUAAAUUCUAUUUGUCUGGUGACAAACUGAAGUGAAAGUUGCAUCAAUCUAUUGUUCUAUUUGUUAUUGAUAUUUGAAAUUUGUUUGUCCU
This is a messenger RNA of Trifolium pratense (red clover), 715 nucleotides long. RefSeq names its product coiled-coil-helix-coiled-coil-helix domain-containing protein 10, mitochondrial. Gene Ontology annotation, cellular component: mitochondrion; nucleus. The record is from RefSeq and is a predicted model, not a curated record. NCBI's taxonomy places the organism in Eukaryota, Viridiplantae, Streptophyta, Magnoliopsida, Fabales, Fabaceae. The transcript is spliced from 5 exons. The coding region runs from base 130 to 546 and encodes 138 amino acids. Gene Ontology annotation, biological process: mitochondrion organization.